CAAAGUGCUGGGAUUACAGGCGUGAGCUACCAUGCCCAGCCCAUGUCUCUCUCUCUCUUUUUUUUGGCUACCAAAUAUCCUAGUUUACUGAGUACGUGUCUUUUUAAUACUCUGUAUAAUGAGGUGGGAAGUACACAUUUAGCCUUCUGUGCAUACAAAAGAAGUAUGAUUGUUGUCUCCAACAGAAACAGUUUUGUGAUAGUUUGAGCUGCAAGUUGAACUACUGCUUUUUCAUGGAGCACUAUAUUUAAUCGAAAGAACAAGUGGAGGUGGCUGCACAGUCAUGGCGGAGGUGACCAAAGCCACAUAAUGUCCGUAGUUCAUGCAUCCAUCCAUGCCAAAUGGAUGGUGGAGAAGGUGAUUAGGACAAAAGUGCAAAAGACUGCUAAAGUGAGAGUGACCAGGCUUGUUCUGGAUGCCUAUUUGUUAGAGUAUUAUAAUAAGCGGAAAACCUACUUUGCUCGUGAUGCCCUUCAGCAGUGCACAGUUGGGGAUAUUGUGCUUCUCAGAGCUUUACCUGUUCCACAAACAAAGCAUGUGAAACAUGAACUGGCUGAGAUUGUUUUCAAAGUUGGAAAAAUCAUAGAUCCAGUGACAGGAAAGCCCUGUGCAGGAAUUACCUACCUGGAGAGUCCAUUGAGUUUGGAAGCCACCCAGUUAAGCAAAAAUCUGGAAGAACUUAAUACCUCUUCAGCACAGUGGCGGGAGAGUGGAAGAAGGAGCUAAAGGGAAAGAUUGACAUGUUUAUGUUAUGGAAAAAGAAUUUUUUCUAAGUUUCAUCGCAAACUGUGUCCAGUUUGUGGUGUUUAUGAAAUAGCUAAAAGCAAAUGAAGGGCAUAUUACGGUUUUUCAUUUAAAAAAAAAAAAAGAAAGAAGAACAACUGACCAACUAUGCCUGCCAAUGUAUAAACAAAGUGAGCCAGCUACUUCAAGGGAAACCACUAACAGUAUUUGCUGCCAAUGAUAAUAUUUGAGCUUUGAAGAGAAAAUUAGAAUUGUUUAUUUGUUUUUUGUUGUUUUUUUGUUUUGUUUUGUUUUUG
Molecule: messenger RNA, 1040 nt
Organism: Macaca mulatta (Rhesus monkey)
Lineage: Eukaryota; Metazoa; Chordata; Mammalia; Primates; Cercopithecidae
Product: small ribosomal subunit protein uS17m
Biological process (GO): mitochondrial translation
Cellular component (GO): ribosome; mitochondrial small ribosomal subunit
Molecular function (GO): structural constituent of ribosome
Source: RefSeq, a predicted model, not a curated record